Molecule: messenger RNA, 906 nt
Organism: Pocillopora meandrina
Lineage: Eukaryota; Metazoa; Cnidaria; Anthozoa; Scleractinia; Pocilloporidae
Source: the annotation of a GenBank genome assembly
AUGGGAAACUUACAGUCGAUGAUUUGCAUAAAUCGCAAGAACCUUGGAGUCGAGAAAACAAUUAAAGAGGAGAUAGAAGAGACACCGGUGGUUGAGAUCCAUCUCAACUGCCCUUCAAAUACGGGCUCAUCCCAUUCUCAGCGGGAGCUAAGGAAGGACAUUGACACCGCAGAGGCGGUAGAGUCAUGCAGCGUUGAAACCAUCGAAAUUAAGUCUUACUCCUGCACUGAUGAUGAAUGGUCAUCAGAUUCAUUAUCAAGUCAAUCAGAAGACGAGUGUGAUACGACAAGUGAUGCACACGAGCAUCAAGAGGAAUCCUGCACCUUGGAGGUCCGCGGGAAGAAAUGUUUUCCCAGACACAUGGAAAUAACUGGAUUGGGCCAAGAAACCGAUUAUAUGGAUUCUUCUACAAUCGCACCGGUUGAAAGUCGCACAAACUGGAGAAAUGAGAGACAUUCAGUGCAAGGUAAAAAUUAUAAUGAUGGAUACAGUUUCAUGGCAAGAGAGUAUCUGGCAUCAUCAGCACCUAGAAGAGCUCGUCAAAUUUCAUUUCCCGCUCCCCGCCCCUCGCAGUGGCAAUGGAUGUAUUCCAAGAUACUCAAACCAAGGGAGCAGCUUGCCAAUGAAAGUUUAAAGAUAAAGCAACUGAGGAAGGAAUAUGUGCAUCGAGAAGACGGGGCAGGCGCUAGAAGUGGACGGCUAAUGGAGAAGAUAAGGAAAACGGUGAGACCAAAUGCGACCGAAGAUUCCAACAGCGGUCCAAGCGGCCGUGGAAGCUUGAGCCCGCGGUCAUCCUCUGCCGAUUCUGUCACUCACAAAACUUCAUCAACAGAAAGAAAUGACCACACGACCGGGAGAUCUCGCAAGUUUUUUCGAAGGAGAAUUAACAAAGUCGCUCCAGUCUAA